AUGUCUGUGUCUGUGUCUCUGUGGUGUGAGGAGGAAGUCCGAGGCCAGCAAGGUCAGGGAGCCCAGCAGGGCCAGGCCAGGGGCCAGUCACAGCUCCGGGCCCCCUGGGACCCCAGUGUGUCUGGGCAGCGGAUCAUCCAGAGGCUGCUACAGGUGGAGGAGAGAUAUCUGCCCUCCGCCCUCUACGUCGCCCUCAUUCAGAGAGAGCCGGAGCGCAGAGAGGAGCUAGCCAAGUGGGCUAUGGAAGUAUGCUGUGAAUGUGGCUGUGACGAAACAGUGUUUCCCCUGUCUGUCUCUAUGUUGGACCGCUUCCUGUCUGCCUCCCUGUCUCUCCCUGUCUCACCCUACUGCCUGGCUGCAGCCUGCAUCCUCAUCGCCUCCAAACUAACAGAAUGUGACACAAUCUCUGCUGACUCUCUUUGUGCUGCAGCUGAGUACAGCUUCCUGCCCUCCAACAUACGGGAGAUGGAACGUGUCAUCCUUGCAACUCUUCGAUGGGACGUUGCUGCGGUAACCGCUCAGGACUUCAUUCCACAUUUCCUUCCCCCUGUAGGGGAGAGGAAGGAUGGAAAGGCAGACACAGAGGAGUUAUUCUCCACACUGCGUCGGCAUAGUGACACCCUGGUUGCCAUGUGUGUCUGUGACUACCGUUUCCUGGGAGCCCCUCCAUCCCUGGUUGCUGCGGCAGCGCUGAACUCUGCCCUUCGGGGUUUGGGCAACGAGGGUCUAGAUCAUCUGGGUCAUAUGAGUGCUACACUGGCAGAACUGUGUCAGACUGACCUGAUGGUGUUGCAGUGUUACAGUGAAUUGAUAGAAGCUGCCCUCAAACAACGGCUCAGAGGUGGACUCCAAGACAGUGCCAUGGAGAAGGAUGGAGAAAUAGAGGAUGAAAGAGCAGGCACUCCUACUGAUAUGAGAGAGAUUGAUUUCUAAACAUUAAAUUGUGUAAGGCAAAGUGCGAAUCAAUCAAAGUCCUGCAUGUAGCUCAUCAGUGAAACUGAUAUAAGCUCUUUAUGACCUCAAAUGCUCUACAAUUUAUUAUAUUUUGAAAUGACUUUAAUUUAUUAUUGUUUAUUUAUUCAUUGUGUUUCUU
Molecule: messenger RNA, 1093 nt
Organism: Oncorhynchus masou masou (cherry salmon)
Lineage: Eukaryota; Metazoa; Chordata; Actinopteri; Salmoniformes; Salmonidae
Product: G1/S-specific cyclin-D2-like
Exons: 4
Coding region: 1-933 (310 amino acids)
Biological process (GO): regulation of cyclin-dependent protein serine/threonine kinase activity; mitotic cell cycle phase transition
Cellular component (GO): nucleus; cyclin-dependent protein kinase holoenzyme complex; cytoplasm
Molecular function (GO): cyclin-dependent protein serine/threonine kinase regulator activity
Source: RefSeq, a predicted model, not a curated record